Molecule: messenger RNA, 300 nt
Organism: Tupaia belangeri chinensis (Chinese tree shrew)
Lineage: Eukaryota; Metazoa; Chordata; Mammalia; Scandentia; Tupaiidae
Gene: SPINT4
Product: serine peptidase inhibitor, Kunitz type 4
Exons: 2
Coding region: 1-300 (99 amino acids)
Molecular function (GO): serine-type endopeptidase inhibitor activity
Source: RefSeq, a predicted model, not a curated record
AUGAAGCCUGCUGAGAAGCUGGGACUUCUUCUAGGGUUCUUCAUCUUGUGCUCAUUGAUUACCCCAUUACUGGGUGGUGUUGCUAGACUUACUGAGAUGAUAUGCGCAGAACUCAAAGAUCCCUGUAAGAUGGACAUGGAACCUGGCAGCUGCUAUGAAAUUCAGUUUAGAUACUUCUACAACACAACUUCCAAACUAUGUCAAAGUUUUUUCUACACUGGCUGUAAUGGCAACAUGAACAACUUCGUGCUCAAAAUAGAUUGUCAAGUAGCCUGUGAAGAAGCAUACAAAAUAAAGUAA